Suillus subaureus is the source of this 507-nucleotide messenger RNA. RefSeq lists its product as uncharacterized. The transcript has 3 exons. Lineage: Eukaryota; Fungi; Basidiomycota; Agaricomycetes; Boletales; Suillaceae. Bases 1 to 507 code for a protein of 168 amino acids. The record is from RefSeq and is a predicted model, not a curated record.
AUGUCAUUGAUUUUGUUCACACACUCACUCGUAUCUCAUAGGAAUGGUUGUGUUCUUGUGAGUGAACCUACAACUCUUCGCUGGCAUGCAGAAGCCAAUUUUGCAGGAAAAUACCAAACUUGGGCCAAAACAAAUAGAUUUGAAUUGAUGCUGCCUGGUGACAUCAAGGACCACAAAGAGAAAGCUGCACACGCUCAACAGGCUAUCAACUCACAUUUAACUGAACAAAAGCUUGCGGAGUGGGUGGUCCCAUACUCUGAUAAGCUAUUCAAGACAGCAGCUAUUGAAUGGCUUAUAGCAACUGAUCAGCCGAUACAAGCCCUUGAACAUCUGAAAUUCAAGGACAUGAUUGAUGUGGCUGCUCGCACGACUAAUGGCAUCAAAAUUCCUGGAAGGAAGGCAACACGUGCAGAGAUUAUGCGCAUAUUCAAGAACCACUUAAUGAAGCUCAAGGUGACUUUGAAUGUAUGUCUACUGAUUCUCACCAUCUCACCAUAUAUUUUCUGA